Molecule: messenger RNA, 1020 nt
Organism: Adineta ricciae
Lineage: Eukaryota; Metazoa; Rotifera; Eurotatoria; Adinetida; Adinetidae
Source: the annotation of a GenBank genome assembly
AUGGGCAGGAAAUCAAUCAACGAAACCAAACGUGCUCAGGCAGUUGCCUUGUUUGAUGCUGGGUUUAAAAUCUCUAAGAUUGCUGAUCAGCUCAAUAUCUCAUGGACUUGUGCAAAAAAUGCUGUGAAACGCUAUUCUACUUAUGGAACUUACAAAGAUCGACCACGAACUGGUCGACCAAUGAAAAUUACAAAAAGAGGUGAUCGAUACAUCAAACGUCUAACAAAAGGUGGAGAUCGAGCAAAUUCCAAUCUUAUUACACAAAACCUGAACGAGUCGCUGCCUCAACGCGUCUCUGCAAGAACAGUUCAACGACAUCUUCACAAACUUGGUUAUAAAUAUGCAGCAAAGAUCAAAAAACCAUUUUUAAAGAAAUGUCAUAAGGUACAAAGACUUCUUUGGUGCAAAAAGUUUAGAUCUUAUACAGUUCAAGAUUGGCGCCAUGUCAUAUUCAGUGAUGAAACAACUUAUUAUGUUCUAAAACGGAAGAAUAAAGUUAUGGUGUGGCGUACAGAUGCCGAAAAACUUAACUAUGAUUGUAUCCAGCAGAUGAACACAGGUAAUGGUGGAAAAGUAGGAAUUUGGGGUGGUAUUUGUGGCUAUGGCACAACAACAGCAUUGUUUUAUUCUGAUAAUAUGAAUUCGACCAAGUAUUGCGAAGUAUUGAAGAAUCAACUGAUUCCAUCAAUGAAAAAAUUACCAAACAGACACAAGUUUACAUUUCAACAGGAUUUGGCGCCUUGGCACACAAGUAAAAUGGUUAAAGAACAAAUCAAGAAAUUGAAGAUUAAAUUGCUAGACUGGGCUCCUAAGAGUCCAGACCUCAGUGUCAUUGAGGAAUUGUGGAAUAUUCUCGACAAAAGAUUGCAGUCAAAGCCAAUCAAUAACAAAACAGAACUACAACAAUGUUUACAAACCGAAUGGGAAAAAAUAACAGCUGACUUAUGCCGCUCGCUAAUCGAUACUAUACCAACACGUAUUGAGAAAUGCAUAAAAGCUAGAGGUGGUCAUUUUAUCUGA